GUGAUUUAUCAAAUUUCUAGUAUUUAGAUUGAUUUGAUUAUGACUGACGAUCGUUUGGAAGAAGGUCAUCAUGCUUAUAUGGAAUAUGAACAACAUACUUCAAAAUAUGAAUCAGAAAAAAUAGAACAUUAUGAUGGUACAAGUGACAACAGCAAUACGAAGAUAGAAUUAGGUGUCACUCCACCUACUGAAAUACGUGAAAUACAAGAAGGAACUCAACGUGGAUUGAAAACAAGACAUAUUCAAAUGAUUGCUCUUGGUGGUUGUAUUGGUACUGGGUUGUUCUUGAACAUGGGCACCAAUAUUGCAACGGCUGGUCCCGCAGGUGCCUUCAUUGCUUAUCUUGUUAUUGGGUUUAUGGUCUACUGUGUUAUGACUACUUUGGGUGAAAUGGCUUCUUUUAUUCCGGUAUCUGGUUCUUUUAAUCAUUAUGCUACUCGAUUUGUUGAUCCUGCUUUAGGAUUUGCUCUGGGUUGGAACUAUUGGUUUUCUAGUGUCACAAUUGCUACUGAAAUCGCUGCUGCUGCUACUAUUAUUGAUUGGUGGAAACCCGUUCUCCCUGAUGCUGCCUGGUCAACUAUUUUUAUGAUCAUCAUCGUUGCUAUGAACUUGAUUAGUGUUAAAGUAUAUGGCGAAGUGGAAUAUUAUUUUGCCAUGAUCAAGAUUCUUAUUGUCAUUGUAUUUAUGAUUAUUGCCAUUCUUGUGUCUGCUGGUGCUGUUGGUGGAAAUGGUCCUAUCGGUUUUAAAUACUGGGAUAAUCCUGGUGCUUUUGCAAAUGGUGGUGUUGGUACUGUCAGUGUUCUACUUUCAGCUGGUUUCUCUUAUCAAGGAACAGAAGUUGUGGGUAUUACCGCUGGUGAAGCAAAGAAUCCUGUCAAGGCUAUUCCAAGAGCUAUCCGUAACACUUUCUGGCGUAUUUUGAUCUUUUAUGUCGUAACGAUUUUCCUAAUUGGUCUAUGUGUUCCUUAUGAUAAUGAACUCCUUGCUAAUGCUGAUGGUACUCCCAAUACAUCUGCUUUUACUUUGGUCUUUGAAUUGGCUGGUAUUCAAGCUGGUGCUCAUGUGAUCAACGCCAUUGUCCUUCUUAGUGUCUUAUCUGCUGCCAAUGCAUCUGUCUAUACUACUUCCAGAAUUUUACUUGGUUUAGCAAAAGAUGGUAAUGGUCCCGGUGUGCUUGCUUCCACCAACAGAUUCGGCUCCCCUUGGGUAGCAGUUCUUCUUUCUUCUGUAUGUGGGUUUGCUUGUUGUUUUGUCUCGAUUUACAGUGCUGGUGUGGCGUUCGUCUGGUUCUUGUCCAUCACAACGGUAACUGGUUUCGUUAGUUGGUGGGGUAUUGGUUUUGUUCAUCUUCGAUUCCGAUCCGCUUAUGUCAAACAAGGCCGUGAUGUCAAAGAAUUACCUUACAAAAGCUCUUGGUAUCCUUUCAGUGGACUUUUCUCAAGUAUAUUAUGUAUAUUGAUUAUUCUUGGACAAGGUUAUACCGCAUUUACUCCACAAUUCGACUUUAAAACGUUCGCUUCAAACUAUGUUGGUUUACUUCCUGCUCCUAUAUGUUAUGCCGCUUACAAGAUCGUCAUGCGUUCCAAGGUGGUUCCCAAAGAAGAAAUUGAUUUUGAAACUGGUCGCGUUACGAUGUAUGAGAUCCAAGAAGCAAAGGAAGUAGAUGCUGAAAUGACUUGGUGGCGACGUGCUGUAUACUAUUUUACCUAGUUGCCUGUUAUAUAUUUAUUUAUUUAUUUAGCCAUGUUGGUAUUAGUUUUUUUUUUUUUUUUAGUUUCAUACUUAUUUGUGUUGGAUACUCAUGAAAUGUAUUUUAAUGCUUAUUCCUGUCCUCUUCUUUAUGUGAUUCCCAAUAAAGUAUAAAUGCAUGCUUUGAAAAGGAUGCACUUCUCUCUCUC
Messenger RNA from Halteromyces radiatus, 1898 nucleotides. Its product is annotated as amino acid permease/ SLC12A domain-containing protein. The record is from RefSeq and is a predicted model, not a curated record. The transcript is spliced from 14 exons. NCBI's taxonomy places the organism in Eukaryota, Fungi, Mucoromycota, Mucoromycetes, Mucorales, Cunninghamellaceae. Gene Ontology annotation, biological process: amino acid transmembrane transport. Gene Ontology annotation, cellular component: membrane. Gene Ontology annotation, molecular function: amino acid transmembrane transporter activity. Bases 40 to 1710 code for a protein of 556 amino acids.